CUUCAAGCGCCUUCCAUCGCCUCCAUCACACCCAUCACAACCAUCACACUUGCGCCUGCAUUCUCAGUCCACUCUGCGCAGAGCAUCUCCUGUCACUUGUCUCGUAUCUUCCAUCGCUCGCCAAGUCGCCACCCGCCCUCCUCGUCGACACGUUCGGCACCGACCUGACUCGGCAACCAACCCCGCCGACUCCGAGUAGCCCCAGGCUACUCUCUCUCAGAUCACACCGCAGGCGCGUCUUUAGCAAGUCGCCUCUGCGUGAUCUGAGUCUCCUCUGCGCAUGCCCAACCUCCACGCCCACUACUACCAUGGCAACGUCAAGGCGUUCCGCCAGGAGCUCGACGGCGCCUCGCCCGCUGCGAACGGGGCGCGGCAGAGCAGCUCGGGCGGACGCUCGUGGACGCUGAGCGGCUUUGUGCCCAAGGCAGACCCCAACGAACGCGAUGCACUUGGGCGAACUGUGCUCCACCUCGCGUCCGCGAGCAACACCCCACAGGCGUAUCAAUUCUUCCAGAUCCUCUUGCGCAACCCCGCCCUCUCGGUCAACCUCCAAGAUUACGAGUCGGGGUAUACGGCCCUCCACCGCGCCCUAUACUCAGGCAACCUACGCGCCGCGCGUGACCUCCUCGCGCGACCAGAUAUCGACCUGUCCGUCACCGAUAAUGAGGGGCUCACGGCCUUUGAUUUGUUCAAUGGCACUGUCGAGGGCACGAACCCUCCUGAUAUUGAUGGCGAUGUUGUAGGCACCGACCUCUAUGUGUGGGGCGUGAACCGCAAUUCGACAUUAGGCCUCGGCGACGCAUCUGCUGAUAAGGCGUUCCCGGACCGCGUCAACCUCUUGACGCAGCGGCAGGCGAGCGACAAUCCCGAUCCCGCUGAGAGAUUCUUCCACGUCGGCGUGCGCGAUGUGCAGAUGGCCAAGCUCCAUACUGGGGUAGUCACCGCUGAGGCGCGCGGCAACAUCAGUCUCUGCGGGUUUGGCUCGGCGGGCCGGCUGGGUCAGAAAACCCACUCGCAGCUCCCUCUCAUUCCCCUCCCCGAUUUCCCCCACACGGUCAUUGCUCUCGCGCUUGGUCCCGACCACACGCUGGCGCUCACGAGCGGUGGUUACGUGAUGACGUGGGGCAGCAACCGAUACUCGCAGCUCGGUUACACCAUCGAGGCGCCCGCCAACCCCUCUCCAUUCGCCAAGGACGACGAGCUCAUUGUCCAGACCACACCAAAACGCAUAGUUGGACCCCUCAAGAAGGAAUGGGUGCGCGGCGUCGCCGCCGGGCGGAUGAGCAGCGCCUGCUGGACCGCCGACGCAGUGUGGACGUGGGGCACAAAUCUCGGACAUCUGGGUUACGAGAAGGCGGCGAACCCAACGCAGAUCAACCCGCGCAAGGUCACGGCUAUCUCGCAGCCGGUGAUCGACGUCGCGUUGUCGGACUACGCGAUGCUCUGCCUCCUGGACUCGAACGAGGUUCUCUGUUUCCACCACGACACACAUUUCAAGGUCAACUUCAGCUCGCCGCAGAAGCCAUUGAAGGGUCCCAAGAACCCUGGUCACGUCAGCAUGGACCCCACAAUCGUCAAGGUGACGAGCUGCGGGCAGACAUUUGCGACGCUGUCGGCGAAAGGCGACGUGUGUACGUUUACACUCCCGCAUCCUUCGGAAGAGGCGACCAAGGAUGUGCGCGACCGGCACGUUAUUGUCAAGCCGCAGAUCCUGUGGGCACUGAGAAAGAGCUUCACGGCCGUCAAGGACUUGGCGCUCGGUCCGGACGGUACCGUGAUCGUCUGCACUAAGAGCGGACACGUGUUCGUCCGGCAGCGCACGAAGGGCGGAUCGGGCGCACUGAAGUUCCGCCGCAUCCCAUAUCUCCAGCGGAUCAUCAAGGUGGCAGCGAACGAGACGGGCGGCUUUGCUGCGAUCCGCGCGGACGCGCGCCCCUCGCCCAUUGCGCUGAAGGGCAAGACGCUCGAGGAGGACAUGUUCUCCCUCCAGCCACAUAUACGGCGGUACGAGAGCCAGAUGACGGCUGCGGACUUUGACGGGCCUGUGGUUCGUCGCAAUACCGAGGACGAGGAGGACGAGGGAAGCAACUCGGUACAUCACGACAUCGUGGUGGCAACGCAGCUGUGCCGUAUCCUCGACCGCUGGCAGGGCCACAACUCCGACUCGUUGUUCGCAUGGUCCGAGCCAUUACUGGGGAGCGACGUGUCGAUCACCGUGGGCGAGUACGUGAUCCCUGCACACAGCGUGGUGCUGUGCCUCCGCACGGCAGUGUUCGCGCGUGUACUGUCUGGCCAGGCAGUCGAGGGCUUGAAACUGGCAGCGGAGGACGGGCGACCGGCGAUACAGAUGGACGCGUGCCACCCGCUCGUGGCGCUCCUUCUUCUCCAGUACUUGUACUCGGACGAGAUGGCCGCAGUAUGGGACUCGCGCGUCGUAUUUGCGCUGCAGACAAAGUUCCCCAACAUGACCCUCCCAAUUGUAGACAUCAAGCGCGACAUUAGGCGGUUCGUGGACGUUUUGGAAUUGGCGCCGCUCAAGCCUGUACUGGAACUCGCGUCCAAGACUGCCAUCAGCACCAAGACGCUGCCAAGCGACCUCGCGACCUUUUUCGCCCAGUCCUCGACGCCGCCAUCUGAGGUUUGCGACAUAGUCGUUGUCCUGGCAGACCGGGAGGUGUCGGUGAACUCGGCGCUGCUCCGCGCGCGCUGUCCCUUCUUCGAGGCGAUGUUUGCCGAUCGCGACUGGACGCUGCGGCGAGAGCACGACGGCAAGGUCAUCGUGAACAUGGAGCACCUGCGUUGGCGGCCGAUGAGGCUCGUCUUCCGCUUCAUCCACGAAGGCCUGGAGGACGAUCUCUUCGACUACCUGCACCAGGAGACGCUGGACGAGUUCCUCGACUUUGUGUUCGAGGUGCUCGCCGCCGCGACUGAGCUGCUGAUGGACCGCUUGGUGUUGGUAUGCUCGCGCGUAAUCGCGAAGCACUGCAACCCGUUUAACGCGGCCGCGCUCGCAGUCGAGGCGUCGUUCUACCGCGCCGCAGCGCUCAGGACUAGCAUCUUCGACUACAUCUCGGCGUGUAUGGAGACGAUGCUCGAGAGCGGGCUGCUGGACGACAUGGACGACGACGUGCUCCGCGAGCUGUCCAAGACAGUCGCCGUGAAGCAGGGGGACAAGGCUGUUGUCCCGCGCUCCAACAUCCUUGUCGACGAACUUAUGGUCAAACACCGCGAGUGUGCCGCGUGUGCGGCAGGCAUAUAA
Molecule: messenger RNA, 3259 nt
Organism: Cutaneotrichosporon oleaginosum
Lineage: Eukaryota; Fungi; Basidiomycota; Tremellomycetes; Trichosporonales; Trichosporonaceae
Source: RefSeq, a predicted model, not a curated record